Messenger RNA from Trichoderma atroviride IMI 206040, 879 nucleotides. The record is from RefSeq and is a predicted model, not a curated record. Lineage: Eukaryota; Fungi; Ascomycota; Sordariomycetes; Hypocreales; Hypocreaceae.
AUGGCUUCGAAAGAAGACCGUAGCCCCCAUAGCUCCCGAGAAAGACAAAGACGACGCGAUCGACGAAGAUCUCGGACGCCGGAGGACUCUUCUCGGAGACAUCGAAGCCGUGACAGGGACCGAAGCCGCGAUAAGGACCGAGAAAGGAGACGCGACAAACAUCGGGACCGAAGUGGCGACCGUGAAAGAAGAUCUAGGCGUUCGCCGGAAGAAAGGGAGAGUCGUCGGCGUCCACGGCACAAUCGCUCUGGCGACGACGACUCCGAGCGCGACAGCCGCGCAUUAGCUCGGCGCCAGGAUGGUCCUUCGGUCAGAAGAUCGGGGCCACUACCCUCACAGGCAGAUUCUUUUGCCGGCACAGCAGAGGGGGGCGACGACCCCGAGAAGCCCAAAGAGAAGCCGAAUAUGGGAAACACGGGCCGGCUAGCGGCCUUGUCCAACUCGGUUGCCCAGGCAGACGGCACAUCAAUCGUGCUCAAGUACCAUGAGCCGGGAGAAGCACGAAAACCUCCGCCGAGCGAUCACUGGAAGCUCUUUGUUUUCAAAGGUGGAGAUAUUAUCGACACCAUUGAACUGAGUGCAAGGAGCUGCUGGCUGAUUGGGAGAGAGAUGGCUGUGGUUGACCUGCCCGCAGAGCAUCCGAGCCUCAGCAAACAGCACGCUGUCAUUCAGUUCCGCUACAUUGAGAAACGAAAUGAAUACGGCGACAAGAUUGGCAAAGUGAAGCCGUAUGUUAUUGACUUGGAGAGCGCCAAUGGAACCAUCUUGAAUGAUGAAAAGAUUCCUAGCAGUAGGUAUCUCGAGCUGAGGGACAAAGACAUGUUGCUGUUUGGACACAGUACGCGAGAGUAUGUCAUCAUGCUGGCUCCAAAGGAUUAG